Astrephomene gubernaculifera is the source of this 1353-nucleotide messenger RNA. NCBI's taxonomy places the organism in Eukaryota, Viridiplantae, Chlorophyta, Chlorophyceae, Chlamydomonadales, Astrephomenaceae. The record is from the annotation of a GenBank genome assembly.
CAAGAGACUACGAGAGCACACUCUAAUACGUCUUGGCCAAAGGAAGAGCUUGCAUUGUUAGUUUCCCACACAAGUAGAACACUCGAAUUGGCUUUCAGGCACACAAGCGUUCCUUAUAAGUCGUCCCUGCGUCUGUCUAUUGCCUGCAAGUAACUGACAUCCAACAUCUAUAAGUCUUUUGAGGGAAGGAGAUGGCAGAUAGACGGCCCCAGCGACCCUCCGCCUUGAGAGCACAAGGUGCCUUCCAGGCUGCCGCCUCGUCCGAUGACGAGGGCAUGGAGGGUCGCCAGACGCGGAGUACACGACGCGGUGUGCGAGUAGACCUUUCCAAACUUGAUUUGCAAUCCUUGCUACGCUACCGGAAAGUCCAUAAGCUAGGGGAUGCGCCUGCGACAGCAACCAAAGAGGAGCUGGUACCAUCGGUGGCGCGACACUUUGCGCAACAGCAGGUCGUGGAUGAGGAGGAGGUGCUGCUUAAAUUCGUACUGGCGAUCCAGAAGCACAACAAGCAGCUCCGGCAGCUAAGCGCCGUACAGCAGCAAAAGCUGCAGGAGCAGCGCCUAGCGAUGCAGCAGAUGCUGCAGCAGCAGCAGCAGCAAUACCGGCAAGCCGCGGCGCAGCAAGCGAUGCUGCUCAAGGGCGGAGUCCAAAAGCCACGGAGGUAGCCAGGAGAGGCCAGGGAGCACCCUGCAAGACUGACAAACCUUCCUUUAUCGGGUCCUAGGCAGGUUAAGAGCAGCGUCUGGUGGCCUCACGAGCACCAUGAUAUGCGUGAAGGCGUGAAGGCUAAGGCGAACAACUAAUCAAGGGUGGUAGGAGCGCUUCUGGGGAAAGUUAUGGCCCUGCCUCUAGGCUUAGCCCGUGUAGACACGUGACUAGGAUGCAGGGCUGAAGCGACCAGCUAACGUGCAUCAACAGGACGCGUUUUCAGACGGAUGGCAGGGCACUUGCAGCUUCGACGCAUGGACACAGAUGGACAUGUAUGUUUCCGCCGGCUCCGCCGACCUGUACGUUAGAACGGCUCAUUAGACGCGAUUGACCUGUUGCUAGGUUCUCUGCUGUUCAAUGGUGCUGUUGAGUCAUUUACUAUGACGCUUUCGUCGCAUGUGGAUGUGACGAACACCUUCGUGUGUGUUUGGGACGUAGGUAGCGUUAGGCUCAGGCGAUUAGCACCCUUGGGACACGCAUGGUAGCUAGGACGAAGUAGAUUUGCAUACGCAUUCACAUAUGCUGCAAAGUACCCAGAAUUUACAUUAAGAACAAGCCUCUUCUCAGUGUCGGUGUAACCAAAUCCGAACCAAAAUUUCAUUCCGCCAUCUCAACCACUCCAAUAUCACGACAACCCGAAGCUCC